Rotaria sp. Silwood2 is the source of this 1989-nucleotide messenger RNA. Lineage: Eukaryota; Metazoa; Rotifera; Eurotatoria; Philodinida; Philodinidae. The record is from the annotation of a GenBank genome assembly.
AUGUAUGGCAAAGCUGAUUUGGUUCAAAUGACUGAAAGUAAGUCGAUCGAAAACUGGGAAGCUCAUAAAAAUAUUGCCAGAGAUGAAAAUGAUGAUUCAUUUCGAGGAACCACUGAAUAUGAAAUGAAUCAUCCACCGAAAGCACCUGGACCAGCGUUAGGACCAUAUUAUCAAUUUGUAACAACUGAUUUAGAAAAGAUGCUUUGGAUAGGAAGCGCACUACUAUUUCGACAUGUUGCAUAUGAUAGACCAAAAAUCGAAUUUACGUCUGAAGCAAAAAUCGAUUACGAUUGGGAGAUUUUAUACAACAAUAUCUUUGAUAUGCGCGCUUAUAGAAUCAAUCUCUAUAUUGAAUUACGUAAAAGCAACAAUGACGAAAAAAUUCGCUGGAUAAUCGAUUGGGGUGAUUAUUCAACAAGUGGACUAUUUCAUAUUGCUCAAUAUGAUCAAAAAUGGCGUGGAGCAUUCUUCUCGUGUAAUGGCUUUGACAGUACUAUGUCAAAACAGGUCAUAGCAGAUUUGACUUAUAGCGCAGUUUGGAAUCAUUUGCAUUCUAUUCAUGAAAAGACGCCAUUGCAUAUUUUACUGUGGGGUGGUGAUCAAGUUUAUCACGAUGGCAUUUUUGAAGAUGUUCCAUUUUUGAAAACGUGGCGCGAAAUGAAAUGGAAUCAGAAAUGGACAGCAAAAUUUGAGAAUGAGCCGAAAAAAGCGGUCGAACAGUAUUAUUUCAAUAAUUAUGCUGAACAUUUCGAAUAUCGUCCAGAAGUAAAAAAAGCAUUAGAAUCAAUUCCAAGUUUAAUGAUGUGGGAUGAUCAUGAUAUUUUUGAUGGAGCCGGAUCCUAUCCACCACUGCUACGUAAUAGUCCAACUAUGUUGGGAUUAUUCGAAGCAGCACAAAAAAUGCGACUUCUCUUUCAACAUCAUACUACGCCAGAGAAAGCUCGAAAACAUAAAUUGUUCGGCUUUCAGGGCCAUAAUUUUUUCGCUUGCUGUGGUCCCAAUUUAGCUGUUUUGGGUACCGAUGGUCGCACUGAACGCGAUGAAAAAACAGUUCAACAUGAAAAAACCUGGGAUAUGAUAUUCGAAAAACUUGACAAUAAUCUUCAAGAUGUCAAACAUUUGAUCGUUAUAUUUCCUAUUCCAUUUUCGUUUGCUCGUUAUAGAAUAGCUGAACCACUCUUAGAAAUUUGGAAAAAUAUCACGAUGAAAUGGCACAAUAUACCGUAUAGUAAAAAAACAAAUUCAAUCUUUGAUUUACCUGAACUAUACGAUGAUCGCCUCGAUAAAUGGACACACCAAGCACAUAUUGAUGAACGAAACAACGUUCUUUUUCGUUUUCAAGAUAUUGCUCACAAGAAACGAGUAAGAAUUACAUUUUUCAGUGGUGAUGUGCAUUGUUGUGGUCUCACACGAUUCCGAACGCAAGGAACUAAUGCUCCACCAUACAUUCAUGAUGCCAAAUUGAUGUAUCAAGUGGUUUCAUCUGCCAUUGUCAAUAAACCACCACCGCCACCAACUAUUCUCUGCGCCCAUUUCUUUAAGACUAAAUGGUAUCCAAUCAGUCAUACUGAAGAAGAGUUGAUCGAUUUUUUUGACAUAGCACCGGAUAAGAAAACAAAAUUAUAUCUUAAAAAAGUCCUUUCAAACCGGAAUUGGUGCUAUUUUGAACAGUGUGCAACGAAUAAUUUAACUGCUCAUACUAUUGCUCCAAAUGGUUUUCUUGGAAGUUAUUUUUGGCCAUUCAUCGACUAUUGUCUAUCAUCGAUUGGCCUCAUUCACAUACUAAACUGGAAACAUCAAGCAAGUGCACAAAAUCUGAAAAGUCAAACUUCAUAUACAACGUCGUUUUCUACGCCAAUUAGUCAACAUGAGCAAGAGCAACAAGAAGAGAACAACUUGCAAGUUCGCCUGUGGUUGGAAAAUAUUGAGACACAAAAAGGACAACGCACAUUUGCAAGUUAUGAUCUAUUCAUUCCUCUUUUAGAAUAA